Molecule: messenger RNA, 2527 nt
Organism: Hippoglossus stenolepis (Pacific halibut)
Lineage: Eukaryota; Metazoa; Chordata; Actinopteri; Pleuronectiformes; Pleuronectidae
Product: angiopoietin-related protein 3
Exons: 7
Coding region: 96-1544 (482 amino acids)
Biological process (GO): phospholipid catabolic process; cholesterol homeostasis; triglyceride homeostasis
Source: RefSeq, a predicted model, not a curated record
CCAUUGGCUCUUCGUCCAGUCACAGAGGGAGACGGCUGCCAGACGUUCCCCUGAUAUCAUCGACACACUGCUGGUGAAGCAUCAACAACACCAACAUGAGAAUAAUGAUAAUUCCAGUAGUGCUUGUCCUGUCUGCUGCCUGUCUCCCUGCCCUCUGCGGCAAAGGGGACCCUACCGUCGUCGAGGCCCGGGCCUCGGCUGAGACCCGGGCCUCGGCUGAGACCCGCUCCCCCUUCGCUGCCCUGGACGAUGUGCGUCUCCUGGCGAGCGGCCUCCUCCAGCUGGGCCAGAGCCUGCGGGAGUUCGUGCAGAGGACGAAGGGACAGAUAAACGACAUCUUCCAGAAGCUCAACAUCUUCGACCACUCCUUCUACCAGCUGUCGGUGCUCGCCAGCGAAAUCAAGGAGGACGGCGAGGAGCUGAAGAAGACCGCUGUGGUGCUGAAGGCCAACAACGAGGAGAUUAAAGGCCUGUCUUUUGAGAUCAACUCCAAGGUGGACAACAUCCUGCAGGAGAAGAGUCGACUGCAGAACAAAGUGGAGGGCCUGGAGAUGAAGCUGAGCAGUCUGUCGCAAGGCCUGGUGACCACCGAGCAAGUGGUAGAGAUCAAUAGCCUCAGGGCUGUGAUCCACAAUCAGGAGACGAGCAUCACUGAGCUGCUGAACGCUGUGAGGGAUCAGAGCGACCAGAUCAACUACCAGAGAGGCAAGAUCAAGAACCUCGAGGAAAAGCUAACAGUCAACAGAUUAGCCCAAGAGACCAUUGAGAGGACGCCUGAGACCUUCAACGCUGAAGCUCCGACACUCAGCCCUUUUCUGAACUCAAACUCUACAGGCAACACAGAAAUGCAUCUGUCAUCAGACUGCAGCGAGCUGUUCAACAGAGGGGAGCGAGUCAGUGGCGUCUACGCCAUCAGACCCAACGGAUCGGAGCCUUUCAUGGCCUUUUGUGACAUGAGCAGAGAUUAUGGAGUAACAGUCAUCCAGCGAAGGAGGGAUGGUUCUGUGAAUUUUGACCAAACCUGGGAGAAGUAUGAAAACGGGUUUGGGGAUUUUCAAGGAGAGUUUUGGCUGGGUCUCAAGAAGUUCCAUGCUCUCGCCGCUCAGGGCGCCUCCGUCCUUCACAUCCAGCUGGAGGACUGGAAACAGAGCAAACACUUCAUGGAAUACAGAUUUAACAUCGAUGGUCCAGAGAGCAACUACGCCAUUCACCUCACGCACCUGUCUGGAGAAUUGCCAGACCCCAUGGGCAACCACACCGGCAUGAUGUUCUCCACCAAGGACAGGGACAAUGACAACCACCAGGACUUCAACUGCGCCCACAACUACACGGGUGGAUGGUGGUUCAACGCCUGUGGAGACACCAACCUGAAUGGCAGAUAUUUUCCUGUGAGACCAAAGGGGCGUUCAGAGCGUAGGAGGGGGAUUCAGUGGAAGUCUGGUCGAAAAGCUUCAUACUCCUUCAAGCUCACAGAGAUUUCAUUGCACCGAGGAGCUCCACCUUCCUCCACCUCAUCUGCCUCUGAGUCAGACAUCUCUCUCUGAUCCAGCACCAAACAUAACACUCAAAACAAACCAGCAUCCAGCAGUGGCCUCUGCAGGACAGACUUGGCAGUGCUUCUAGCGGGGCAGCCGUGGUUUUUAAAGGCUAAGGGCAGAGAGAAAACUGCUUUCCUCUAAGUGUCGAGUCCUAAAAGAUUAAUAUCAGUCACAUAUGACGAGUUUUACAAAUCUGAGUGACACUGUGCACUUAGUCUGUAGAAAAUCGUAGUAAAUCAAAAUGUAAUGGGAUAUCUAAAAUACAAUUAAUCACAUUUAGCUUAUUGUUAAGAAUAAAUACAUCUUCACUCACAGUAUCUCAGACGUUAAAGGGUAUGGAGAAGGAACUAGAACACAAAGCCAUAUAUGAGCAGGUGUAUAUUGGGUCACAUUGACUCACAGUGUACUGCAGUGGUUCCGGAAGGGAAUUAACACUGAAAGAUCAGAUUGUUUCUUUCAUUGACUCUUUGUAUGGGAAACACUGCACAGAUUUACCCCCUUCGUCCUUGCAAGUGAGAGUUGGGGUCCCACAUAGACAUUGCUUGAUUUUGAGGGGUCGAUAAUCAAUGAAUCUUGGAAACCACUGCUUUAAAUAUCACUCAUCAUUACUUUACAUUUUACUCUAUUUUUGAUACAUUUGCUAUAUUUUUAUUUAACUUAUAAAAAAAUACAUGAUGUUGACUUUCUAUAAUGCUAACAUUAAUUUGGGUGCAGAUAUUCCUAAUAUAUCAUGCAAAUGUUGCCUUUGAUCCGACAAACACUGUCCAAGACUGAUAUACUGUGGGUUGCUAAUUGCCUGCAGAUCUGCCACAGGAUGGUCCUUCUCUGUCAGCAGGAUUUGACCUGUAGAAAGACUGUUGUAAAGGAAUGACCCGAGCAUGUUCAUGUUAUUGCUACACACUAAAACCUUCUGUAUGUUGCACUGAGAGGUCGGCUCUCUUUUGUACUGUGUUGCAAGAUGCCCUGAAUAAACUCUAGAGAGCAGUGUU